This is a messenger RNA of Plasmodium falciparum 3D7, 3171 nucleotides long. RefSeq names its product TFIIH basal transcription factor complex helicase XPD subunit (gene XPD). Lineage: Eukaryota; Apicomplexa; Aconoidasida; Haemosporida; Plasmodiidae. The record is from RefSeq and is a predicted model, not a curated record. Gene Ontology annotation, cellular component: nucleus. Gene Ontology annotation, molecular function: hydrolase activity; ATP binding; hydrolase activity, acting on acid anhydrides, in phosphorus-containing anhydrides.
AUGGUGGUUUUUAACCUUGAUGACGUUGAGAUUUUUUUCCCGUACGAUUAUAUUUAUCCUGAACAAUAUGCAUAUAUGAAAUAUUUAAAAAAAACGCUAGAUAGCGAAGGACAUUGUGUUUUAGAAAUGCCGACAGGGACAGGAAAGACGGUGGCUAUAUUUUCGCUUAUUACAUCGUAUCAAUAUCAUAAGAAGGAUGAAGGGAAAUUUAUUUUCUGUACUCGUACGGUUGCUGAAAUGGAAAAGUCGCUAAUAGAAUUGAAGAAGGUAAUUCAAUACAGAAUUAAUGUAAUGAAGCAGAGAAAGGUAGAAAAGUUAAAAAAUGAAAAAGAUGAUGUAAAUGAUGUGAUAAAAAAUGACGAUGUAAAUGAUGUGAUAAAAAAUGACGAUGUAAAUGAUGUGAUAAAUAAUGAUGAUGAGGAAGGAGCAAAUAAUUCAUUAGAUGGCUCAAAGGAAAAUGUGAAGGAAUAUAAUAAGCAUGAUGAUCAUAUAAAUAAUUUGAAAGAAUUUGGGGAGAACAGCGAAAUCCUUGCCAUCGGAAUUAGUGCCAGGAGAUGUAUGUGUAUUAAUGAUAAGGUUUUAUUAAAACAUGAAAGAGAAAAGAUUGACGAAGAAUGUCGUAAGUUAACAGCAACAUUUAUAAGAGAAAAGAAAUAUAUAAAUAAUAAAAUAGAUAAUGAGAUAUAUCAUCCGAACGUAGAUAAAAUAUCUGAUUUUAUUUUAAGGAAUAGACAUCAUUUAGAUAUAGAAGAUUAUUUCGAUAUAUAUAAUUCAAGAAAUAGUUUAGAGGAAUAUGAUAAUAUUGGUUUAUGUGGUUAUUAUGAAAAUUAUAAGAAAGAAUUUUUGUACGAUUUAAUAAAACCAGGUGUAUAUACUAUUGAAGAUUUAAAAGUAUUAUGUAAAAAUUAUAAGAAUAAAGAAAAUGUGAAUGUACCUAUAUGUCCAUAUUUUUGUGCAAAAAAAAUUAUUGAAAUAUCAAAAGUUAUUAUAUUAAAUUACCAGUAUGUUAUUGAUCCAAAAGUUUCAAAAGCAUUAUUCAGUUGGAAGGAUAUGAAUAAAAAUGUACAUUUGAAAAAUAAAAAUGAUAUUAUUGUUUUUGACGAAGCACAUAAUAUUGAUAGUGUUUGUUUAGAGGCGUUGAGUGUUAACAUUGAUCGUAAUAUUUUAAAUAAGGCAUCUAUGAAUAUUACAAAAUUAAUGAAAAAAAUAGAACAAUCAAAAAUGUUAAACGAACAAAAAUUAAAAGAAGAAUGUAAUAAAAUACUGGAAAAAAUUAAGUUACAAAAAUGUAACCAAUCAUUAAAUGUUACAAAUAAUGUGAUAAAUAUAGAUAAUAUGAAAUGUAUAAAUCAUAUGGACAAUAUAAAUAAAACAAGAUCAGAUGGAAACGUGGGUUCUUAUUUGGAAAAGGAAACGAAUAAGCAUCAUAACAUUGAGGGGAAACCCGGGGAAUUAUUUGUAACAAAUGAACAGGAGAAAAAAAAGAGAAAGGUUGAAAGUAGUCCGGUGGCAUAUUUUGAUGAGGAUAUGAAUUUAAUGUUUUCUGAUUUUUUUUUGGAUGAAUCGUUUGGAGAUAAUGAAAAAAAAAAAAAAAAUCACGAUAAUAAUAAUGAUAUAAAUAAUGAUGAUAUAAAAAUUAAUGAUGAUAUAAAAAAUAAUGAUGAUAUAAAUAAUGAUGAUAGAAAUAAUAAUGAUGAUAUAAAUAAUAAUAAUAAUGAUAGAAAUAAUAAUAAUGGUAGAAAUAAUAAUAAUGAUAGAAAUAAUAAUAAUGAAGAUGAAGACCAUUUAAACGAUUUGUGUUAUAGCCCAUUAUUAAUGGAAGAUAUUAUAAAAAAUGUUGUAAUACCAGGGAAUAUUCGAAAAUCAGAACAUUUUUUGAAUUUAAUGAGAAUAGUAGUUGUAUAUUUAAAAAAGUAUAUAAAUAUAUAUGAUAUAACAUCCGAAGGUCCACUUUCAUUUUUAUAUAAAUUUGAAAAGGAUACAAAAUUGGAUACAUCAUUUUUUAAAUAUUGUUUUGAUAGAUUAAAAUCAUUAUUAAAUAAUUUACAAAUAGUAAAUAUUGAAGAUUAUUCAUCAUUAAAUAUUGUAUGUAAUUUCUGUACAUUAUUAGGAAAUUAUUUUAAAGGAUUUAUAAUAAUAUGUGAGCCAUAUCCCGAGGCAACUGGAAUAUAUGAUCCAUUAAUUCAAUUUGCAUGUUUAGAUUCAUCAAUAGCAAUGAAAACGGUAAUAAACAAAUAUAAGUCAAUAAUAUUAACAAGUGGUACUAUUACUCCUUUGGAAUUAUAUCCGAAAUUAUUGAAUUUCAAAACCGUUUUAACAGCUUCAUUCCCAAUGUCUUUUGAUAGAAAUUGUGUAUGUCCAUUAAUUGUAACCAAAGGAUCUGAUUUAAUACCAUUAUCAUCUCAAUUUUCUUUAAGAAAUGAUUUAAGUGUAAUCAAAAAUUAUGGUAUCUUAUUAGUAGAUAUGUGUAAAUGUAUACCUGAUGGUAUUGUAGCUUAUUUCCCAUCAUAUAUUUAUAUGGAACAAGUUAUUUCGUCAUGGUAUGAAUUAGGUGUUAUAGCAAAUAUAUUAGAAUAUAAAUUAAUUUUUAUCGAAACCAAAGAUAUUGUAUCAACAACUAUUGCUUUACAUAAUUUUAAAAAAGCUUGUGAUUUAGGAAAAGGAGCAGUCUUCUUAUCUAUUUGUAGAGGGAAAAUUGCAGAAGGUAUAGAUUUUGAUAAACACUAUGGGAAAUGUGUUAUUCUCUUUGGGAUACCAUAUCAAUAUACAUUAUCUAAAAUAUUAAAAUCUAGAUUAGACUUCUUAAAAGAAACUUAUAAUAUACAAGAAAAUGAAUUCCUAACAUUUGAUGCUAUGAGACAAGCUUCGCAAUGUGUUGGACGAAUUAUAAGAAAUAAAAAAGAUUAUGGUAUUAUGAUUUUCUCAGACAUCAGAUAUGCGAAACAUGAUAAAAAAAAUAAAUUACCUCCUUGGAUUAUUAAAUGUAUGGAUAUAUCUAAUAUCAAUCUAACCGUAACUACAGCUGUAGAUAUAUCAAAACAAUUCUUAUUAAAUAUGUCACAAGAAUAUAGAGAAACGGGACAAACAAAAAUAUCACCCCUUAUGUUGAAAAAUCAGGUCAAAUGUUGGACCAUGGUUAAAUCUAUACUAAACAUGGAUGACUUUAUAUAA